Molecule: messenger RNA, 1064 nt
Organism: Phytophthora infestans T30-4
Lineage: Eukaryota; Oomycota; Peronosporomycetes; Peronosporales; Peronosporaceae
Exons: 6
Coding region: 1-1047 (348 amino acids)
Source: RefSeq, a predicted model, not a curated record
AUGAGUCUCAACGAGCAUGACGCCGCCGCGUCGGGCCUCAUGGGCGUGGAGGAGACACCGCCACCCGCGCCGCUAGUGAGGGCAUUGGGCCCCCAGCAGGCCGAGGUGGUCGUUAAGCGCAACCAAUCCAAGUACGACUUCGUGAAGGUUCGAGUAUGGGUCGAGGAUCAUGUCUACGUGUUGUCCCGCUACCUGCUGUGCCGCGCGCUGGUCAGCGCUAAGAUAAAUUCGAGGGACGCAGUGCAGAUUUCGCUGGAUCUAAAGAGGGUGAGAACGCUGGUUAGAAGGUUAAAGAGAGGAAGCGAACAGUUCGAGGACUUCCUGUACAAGACGAUGCUUGUGUUCGGAUAUGGAGAACCUCAGAUCUCGUGCUACAGGAUGAUGUCCAGUUUCCACCGCAAUCGGGUUCCACUGCUGAUCAUGCUGGCAGGUACAGCCUGCAUCGGGAAAUCCACACUGGCCACCAAGUUGGCCGACCGACUCAAUCUCUCGAGCGUACUGCAGACUGAUCUCAUCUUCGAGCUCAUGUGUAACUUUUCAGGGCAAGAGAAAACUUCGUAUAUAGCGACGAGGUUUCAAUCGACGGAUGGCCUUGUCGCAGAAUACCAGAAAGAGUGUGAAGUUGUCCGCAAAGGAGUCAAAUCCGACAUCGACAAGUGCCUUAAGGACGGCAAGUCGCUCAUAAUUGAAGGCUUCCACAUCGAUCCUCGCCUGUACCAGAAGACUAUUGCACUGGAAAAGGAUAGUAAAACCAGUUGUUCAGGAAUCGUAGUGCCGUUCCUGCUAACGCUGGACGAAGAAGACCACCACAACUUUAUGACGAACUCUCCUGACCCAAGAUACCGUGGAGACCAGAACGCAAUUGGCUUCCGCAACUUGCAGGAUGUGCAGAACUAUUUGGUCUCUCAUAACCAGGAGAAGGAUAUGCUUCCGUUCACCGAAAUUCGGAUCAACCUUCACUCAUUCCACGACACGUUGGACCACCUGCACGAUGUGGUGCUCAAGCGUAUUGAGGAGGUUUUCGUGAGUAGUAAGACAGCCACGUAAUAUUUUUUUCUUGCUUU